Messenger RNA from Nerophis lumbriciformis (worm pipefish), 2575 nucleotides. It is a transcript of the gene mad1l1, whose product is annotated as mitotic arrest deficient 1 like 1. Gene Ontology annotation, cellular component: mitotic spindle; kinetochore; nuclear envelope. The record is from RefSeq and is a predicted model, not a curated record. Gene Ontology annotation, biological process: attachment of mitotic spindle microtubules to kinetochore; mitotic spindle assembly checkpoint signaling. Lineage: Eukaryota; Metazoa; Chordata; Actinopteri; Syngnathiformes; Syngnathidae.
UGACGAAGUACCGUUGGGUCUCGCGAGAUUUUGUGUUUGAGUCAAAGAGGAGGGAAUCUAUGCACACUGCAGCAGCUAACAGGCUAGCAGUGCUAAGAUAACUUAUCAACCCCUCAGAAGCCGCCACAAACAAGCCGACACUGCGGCCACUCGAGCAAGAGCCUGAAAAUGGAUUCUGAAGAGAACACAACAGUGUUUUCCACCUUAAAGUCCUUCAACUCCUUCAUCGGCUGCUCUGCGACUUCAUCAUCGACCAGCGGCAGCACUUUGCAGAGCCAGUACAAGCGCAACAUGGAUUGGUUAGAAGCAGCGGAGAAAGUCCAGUCCCACAGCCGCUACCUGCAACUAGACCAGGAGAAGAAACAGAUGGAGCUGAGCCACAAGCGCGUUCGGGUCGAGUUGGAGAAGAGCGCCAAUGACUCGGCAUGCAACCUGAAGCUGUUGGAGGAAAAGAACAGCAACAUGUCAACGCGUACCAAGAAGUUGGAGGAGCGGGAGAAGGAGGCCCUCAGGAACCUCUCAGAGCAAGUGGAGGCCAACCGAGAGCUCAGCAAGAACCUGGAAAGCCUCGGCAAGAAAGUGGAGGAGCGAGAUGCCCGACUCAGCGCCUCCAACCUGACCAUCAUCUGUUUGAAGGAUGAGAUCAGAGACCUGAAACAGAAGCUUCAGAACCAGGACUCCAUCCUUUCUAACAAGAAGUUAGAAAAGCAGGAAGUACAGGAGCAGCUGGAUUUACAACGCAGGAAAUACCAGGAAAUGUCUCAGCUGUGUCAAAGUCUCCAAGCGGCCCAGUCCACCUGCUCAGAGCACGUCAUGAAGAUCAAGGAGCUGGAGAGACGCCUGGCCCUCCAGGAGCAGGACGCCGCCAUAGUUAGGACCAUCAAGUCCGAGGCCACCAGGGUCCCAGAUCUGGAAAAGGAGGUCAUGCGGCUGAGAGGGGAGAACCUUUUUCUCAGGGACAACCGAGAGAACUGCAGCUUGUUGAAGGAGGAAGUGGAGGGCCUGAAGAGGAAGCUGGAGCGCACGGCCAAGGCCAAAGAAGAUCUGGUCAACAUGGAACUGGAGAAGGAGAGGUUGACAGAAAAGAUCAGAGCGUGGGAAAACCUUGGUCAGUCUACCGGACUCAACAUCAGGAAACCAGAAGAUCUGUCCCGGGAGGUGAUUCAGAUCCAGCAGAGAGAAAUUGCACUGCAAGAGGAGAACUACACACUCAACAGCCGCCUAAGGAACAUGGAGCGCUCGCUGUCUGAGCUCCAGGCACAGAUGUCCCAGCAGCACGGCAAGACUCUGGAGGAACAGAAGAAGAGGGAGGGUCAGUCUGUGCUGCUGGACCGCUUGCAGAGAAGAUUCCUGCUGCUCACCAAGGAGCGUGACGGCAUGCGAGCCAUUCUGGAGUCCUACGACAGCGAGCUGGCCCCUGCUGAACACUCGCCGCAACUCAGUAGGCGUCUGAAAGAAGCGGAGGAGAUGCUGCUCAAGACGCAGACCCUCAACACCGAGAUGGAGGCGCAACUGACCAAAGUGCAGGACGAGACAGGGACGCUCAAAAUGCAGCUGCAGACGCUGGAGUUUGAGCUGGAGUCUCUGAGGAAGCAGCAGGCUGUCCCUGAUGUCGUCUGCUCGGUCGGCAAAGAGGAGGUCAACAUGCUAAGGCAGAAAAUCGAAGACCUGGAGGCCGAGCGGCAGCGCUUGGAAAGGGAGAAAGAAAUCCUGGAGAUGAGACUGGAGAGACACAACUUGCAGGGCGACUAUGACCCGGUCAAGACCCAAGUCCUCCACCUGAGGAUGAACCCCACCUCCGUGGCCAAGCAGGAGCGGCAGCAGGAGAUCGAGUCUCUUCGCCAGGAGGCGGAGCAUCUGAGGGACGUGGUGCGGAAGCUGCAGGAAGGAGGCCACUCGCAGCUGGACGCCAUCUUGCACUCGGCCGAGCUGAGUUUGCCUCCGCCCAAGGAGGUGCUGGAAUUGCAAAAGCAGAUCGAAAGUUCCGAGCUGAGGAACCAGCGGCUGAAGGAAGUGUUCCAGAAGAAGAUCCAGGAGUUUCGCACCGUCUGCUACAUCCUGACCGGCUACCAGAUGGACUUCCCCAUCGAGAACCAGUACCGACUGACCUCGGUCUACGCCGAGCACAUGGAGGACUGGUUGGUCUUCCAAAAGGGCUGCAAUGGAAACAUGCAGCUGAUGGAGACGGCCUUCACCAAAACCCUGGAUGAGUUGGUGAAUCUUCACCUCCACCAUCAGAACAGCAUCCCCGUGUUCAUCUCGGCCGUGACCCUCGAACUCUACAGCCGGCAAACCACCGUCUGACGUGGUAACCCUUUUUUACAUUUUUUAUUUUUUUCCCUUUCCUAUAGAUGUCGCUAAUAUUCACAAGACAAGAUGGUGUCUUCAUCCAAAGUAAAGACAUUCCGUGACAUUUUUUCUGCAUGUCAGAUGAUUAUUUCAUCAUUUUGUGACAUGUUUAACUUAGUUAGCAGUUUUGUUCUUUAUUUCAACUUCUGUCCAUCGUUAUUUUGAUACUCAUUCAACAUAAAACCGUGAUCCUAAAUCUAUCACACUUUUCUCUUUGUGGUCUUUU